This is a messenger RNA of Pyrus x bretschneideri (Chinese white pear), 1188 nucleotides long. RefSeq lists its product as uncharacterized. The transcript has a single exon. The record is from RefSeq and is a predicted model, not a curated record. Gene Ontology annotation, biological process: defense response. The coding region runs from base 1 to 1188 and encodes 395 amino acids. NCBI's taxonomy places the organism in Eukaryota, Viridiplantae, Streptophyta, Magnoliopsida, Rosales, Rosaceae.
AUGCCACGGCCAUUCAACUCCUCGUUCCAGCUGCUGGAGAUCAACCUGAUCUCGGCCCAGGAACUGACGCCGGCAUCGAAGGCAAUGCGGACGUUCGCCGUCGCGUGGGUCAAUCCGCAGAGGAAGCUGACGACACGUGUCGACCAGAACGGCCACACCAAUCCGACGUGGAACGAGAAGUUCGUCUUCCGAGUCGACGACGACUUCCUCCGUGACGACACCUCGAAGAUCAUGAUCGAGAUCUACGCCUCCGCGUGGCUCCGCGACGUCCUGAUCGGAACCGCCGCGGUGGUGGUGAACAAUUUGCAGAACAAGUCGAAAAUGCGGUUCAUGGCGAUCCAGCUCCGCCGCCCCUCCGGCCGCCCGCAGGGGAUUCUGAACAUCGGGCUCGGCCUCCUCGAUAGCACAAUGCGGAGCAUGCCGCUCUACAGCGAGCUCAGCUCCUCCGCUGUCGGGUACUGGGAUCUGAUGGAGGGGAAGACCGGCAACCACCAGAAGAGCAACGGCCCCAAUUCGAAGGACCAAGACAAAUUCAUCAUCUUCCAACGAUCUCAGAGCGAUCGGACGGGUAGCGAUUACGGAUUCUCGAAAUCCAGGCCUGCAUCCUCCAUCUGCGACGGCGUCACAAAAAGCAGGCCCCCGAGCUCUAUCUGCAACGCCGCCGCAUACAAGCCCAAACAUCAAGCGUCCUUCUGCAAUAGCUCGAUUGUGAACGGAUCUGAGGUCAGCACCGUGCCAAAGAAGGGGAAUGUGAACGGGUCCCUCUGUUCCGACGUCGGGCCCUCGCCAUCUGUGGUUGCGGCUGCGAUCGCCAAGGGAAUCUACCCGCUGCCGUACACCGGGGCCCGCGCACCGCCGGCCAAUGAUGCCGGGAGCUCGUUGCUUGACGAAUGGACGGACCAAGACAGCGUGGAAGGGUUAAAGACCAAGAUCGAACGGUGGCGGACGGAGCUGCCGCCGGUGUACGACUGCGCCAAGAACGCUGCCAAGAGCUCCCAAAAUCAGAAGCUACUCCAAUCAUCGCACCGCCGUCCCAGCAGUCAGAAGACACGGCGGAGACGCGGCAGUGGCCGGGGGUUAUUCUCCUGCUUCGCAUUGGGCUGCGAGAUCUCGAUCUCUUGCGGCGGCAAGCCGAAGAAGAAGAAGAGCGGGAAGGUCCACCUCGACGACGACUCGUACUUACAGUAG